Hyaloscypha bicolor E is the source of this 1832-nucleotide messenger RNA. RefSeq lists its product as uncharacterized. The record is from RefSeq and is a predicted model, not a curated record. NCBI's taxonomy places the organism in Eukaryota, Fungi, Ascomycota, Leotiomycetes, Helotiales, Hyaloscyphaceae. The transcript has 5 exons. The coding region runs from base 8 to 1714 and encodes 568 amino acids.
CACCGACAUGCGUGCCUCGCCCACCCCUGCUCCCGCACCGCCUCCCCCACCGCCAUCUCCAAUAUUAGAUGAGAGCUCAAUUCUGAUCACAACAGUAGUUGAGAAGAGCUAUGAGCCAAUCGAUGUUACCAAAUCGUGGGUGCUAGGCCGCAUGCCAGUAGACCAAAUUGGGCCCCAGAAUUCCAAUUGGAAUCGAAUAAAGCAAGCGAAAUGGAUAUUCGUCUGUGGGAAAAGCUACGAUAGCAAGUUCUGCUGCGUUGCGGUACAUGAAGACUAUCUUCCGUGGCUUCGACGUUUAGGGUUGAAGUUUGAAAUCCCCCUCCCACUCGAGCCAGAAGUGGGGAUCCGGAUAAGAGGCUCAUAUACGGCUGCAAUAAAUGCCGAAGAACGGUGUUUCAAUGAUGCUGUCAACGCAAUAAUCACCGGGUGUGACCCAGGACUCGGAUCACGUUAUCGUGAGCUCGUCCCACUACGACUACGAGGAACGCUCGAAUGGGUAAUCGUGAGCCACGAGGUGCUAGAAGAUUCAAUGGUCCGUACCAAAUUCGUCCAAAAUCUGUUCUUUAUCGUUCUCAACGUCCUUAAUGACUACGAGACACCUCUUGCGCUCGAACUCCUUGGGAAAAGUGAGAACGAAUUACUCGAGACCUUUUGGAAAGUGGGUAAUAUACGUGGCUGGCGCCCUAAACGUCACUUGGUCGACGCCGAUGACCUUCACUGGGUUUCAGUUCUCAGAUUCGUUAUUCAAUUUUCUAAUGGGAGGGAAAACUUUUUGGAGGGAUACUAUGACCUAGAGUCCACACCCAUUCAGAAUGCCACCCUAUGUAGCGUCUUUAUGAGUAUUGCUGCGUCAAAGCCCUUUGGAAGUUUUGAUGUGCAGAAAAUGCGCAACGCUCUCUCAAAAUCCAAGGUAUUCGAUACUGUCGAUGUUAGUAAAUUGGAAAUUGGGACUUGGACUCUAAAAUUGGGGAAUCUCCUUCCAUUUGGGAAUAUUCAAUACGCGGUUCUUCCGAAUAUGAUCCAAGGCGGACUUGGCUCCGAACAGCUGAACCUAGUUCGAGUACAAAUCGCACAUAUUUACCAACAAUACCCUUUCUUCAACAGGAGAGAGAACGAUGUACUAGUCCUUCUCACAUCAGGCCUAAUUAAUUCAAUAGUGCGUCGAGUUGUCACUGAAUGGUCACUCUCAAACGACGGUCGGAGUACAUUUGAGGGAAUGAUCAACAACCUUCAGGGGCCACAAACAUGCGAGGACCUCGGAUUAAACUUGGCAGCCUUAUUGUGUUAUCGACGACUUCGUGGUGUUCAAGACACCCCUAGAACCACAAAUGGCUCAUACCUUUUAGACUUCGACGCUCUCUUAAAUUUCAAGCCUCUGUAUAACGAGCAAGCGACCCUCGAACAGAUGAUGUUAUCCUUUUUGAGGGUUCUUAAAACAUUCAAAGGCCGAUUUCAGGAUCUCCAUCGAUUCCUAACCGCUACCCUCGGCAUGGAGGACACGCCUGUACUGCAUCCCCUUGACGGAUAUUCGGAUCAGUAUUUCAACCGCAGGAUUGAGUACCGACCGGGCCAUGACGGUGCUUUUGAAAAGGCAAAGCUCCAGGCUUUGAUGAAGUUCAUAGAUUUGAACCCGGUGGAAACGGGAACGGAUGAUGAUAACGAUUGGGACACGGUCUCGUUAGUGGGAAAGACAGAAAAGCUCGGCAUCAAAUAACCAGCAGCUCUGCUAUAUGCCUUGCUUGGCUUGAAAAUACGUUUUGCUGCGAUAAAGCAGCGUUCUCCUUUUGUAUGAAGAAUGUUGUUCGCGGCACUUUUAGCAAAUUACAUCUCCG